This is a messenger RNA of Protopolystoma xenopodis, 465 nucleotides long. NCBI's taxonomy places the organism in Eukaryota, Metazoa, Platyhelminthes, Monogenea, Polystomatidea, Polystomatidae. The record is from the annotation of a GenBank genome assembly.
AUGGCUCCUCGAUUUCGAAGCAAUGCCUGGGACCCGAUCCUGAUCGUGGCCCAAAUGGUCACGCUUCAAUGUCUUUUUUAUCUCUCGUCUGGCUUACUCAUGCUCGCUUUUUACACUCCUUUGGGCUAUACCGCUACGCUUCGCUGCCUUUUCUCUCCCGAUGACCUGCGCUUUCGUGAGCCCACCGGUAAAAUUUUGGUUUCUGCUUUUCUGCUAACUUCCUUGGUUUGUGCUUUCGGGCUUUGGCGAAUCGUAAAACGCAGUAAACAAUGUCUCGAUUUCACUUGUACUGUACACUUCUGGCAUUUUGUUGCCUGCCUAUCCUACGCCAAAUCCAUACCUAUUUCGCCUACUUGGUGGCUAACUAACAUUCUUUCGAUACUCUUCAUGACACUGCUAAGUGAGUUUUUGUGCAUGCGAGCUGAAAUGAGAGCGAUUCCAAUCAAUCAGUCAAGGAGUCUUUAG